Molecule: messenger RNA, 1411 nt
Organism: Nerophis lumbriciformis (worm pipefish)
Lineage: Eukaryota; Metazoa; Chordata; Actinopteri; Syngnathiformes; Syngnathidae
Gene: sctr
Product: secretin receptor
Biological process (GO): adenylate cyclase-modulating G protein-coupled receptor signaling pathway; cell surface receptor signaling pathway
Cellular component (GO): plasma membrane
Molecular function (GO): G protein-coupled peptide receptor activity; peptide hormone binding; secretin receptor activity
Source: RefSeq, a predicted model, not a curated record
UACCAUUUAGUAUAUUAUAAUAUUCCAGUCUUAAUUAAAUAUAAGCACGAUGAAAAAAGCCGGACUGGUUGGCGUGCUACUGAUACCACAGGCAAAAUGGUUAUCGGGUUGCCAUCCUCACGUCCACCUCGUGAAGGAAGAAGAAAAGUGCAUGAGCGAUCUACAACGAUUCAAAUCGCUCAUCAUACAAGAAAACAAUAUGAGCGUACACUGUAAGGGGAUGUGGGAUGAUCUGAAUUGCUGGCCUCCUGCUUCCAUUGGGGAAACUGUCUCUCAAGCAUGUCCAGAGGUGUUCAAUGCAGAGGGAAGAGUGUACCGCAACUGUACAGCCAGUGGUUGGACGGACCUUCUCAUCCCACACGAAGAUGCGUGCGGCUACUCCUUCAACGACACGCUCCUCUUUCUCUCCGAGUCCCACGAUUCCUACUUGUACUUCUCUUACGUGAAGACGAUGUACACCACCGGAUACGCGCUCUCGCUCAUCUCGCUUGUCGUCGCCAUCACCAUUUUCUGUCUGUUUAGGAAGCUGCACUGUACCAGGAACCACAUUCACAUCCAGCUGUUCACCUCCUUCAUCCUGAAAGCCGUCUUCAUCUUCCUUCGGGACUCGCUGCUAUUUACAAAUGAGGAGCUCUACCACUGUGACUUUUACCCGGUAGCAUGCAAAGUGGCUCUUCUGCUGUCCAACUACUCCAUCCUGGCCAACUACAGCUGGCUGCUGGUGGAAGGUCACUUCCUCUUCACGCUGGUGAGACGCUCCCUCUUCUCCCUGAAGAAGCACCUGGUCUGGUACUUGGUCCUCAGCUGGGGCUCACCGCUGGUCGUCAUCGUGUCCUGGGCCUGUGCCAAGUAUUUCUACGAGGACGAAGGCUGUUGGGAAACAAGGAGACGCGAGUGGAUUUGGUGGAUACUUCGAGUGCCAGUUCUGCUCACCAUUUUUAUGAAUCUUCUCUUUUUCUUGGGCAUUCUGAGGAUCCUGGCAAGCAAACUGAGGAUGCCUGAUAAACGGAGGAAUGAAUUCAGUCGCUAUAAGAAGUUGAUCAAAUCCACAUUUUUCCUGGUGGUCCUGUUUGGCCUGCAGUACGUCCUCUUUGUUUUCCUGCCUGUGGAAGUCAGCAGCUUGAUGUUUAAGAUCUGGACCUUUGUGGAGCUGGCCCUGUCAUCAGUGCAGGGUUUUGUUGUGGCGCUCCUCUACGCGUUCAUGAACGGAGAGGUCCAGCAGGAGAUCCGCAGGCGGUGGAGGAGGUGGAGGCUCACCCGGCACCUGCCCAGGAGGCGGCGGCAGCAUCAGGGCUCCAUCAGCCAGAGUGGAUCGCCUCACACUCAGAUGACCCUGCUGCCGUUUUCCACAGGUCACAUGACCGCCGGCGCAUCCCCGGAGAACACGGCGGCGCACGCUGAUGCGUUCUAG